CAAAAUCCGUCGGUUACCGGGCCGAACCCCGGACUUUGGAGUACUUUACUAAAAUGGGCUUUAGCGAGACAUAAAGAAUUGAACGAAAAGAAAUUGACAAUAAUCAAGUGGAUUUUGUUGAAUAAUUGGGAGCUUAUAGAUGGUGGUAUUAUACAUUGUUGCUUUUGUCUCUUUUCAAGCUGGUUGCAGCUGGAUCUGUUCAAAUUCUUUUUGUGUUCAUUUGUGGAAAAUAGAGAUGUAUACUUAUUCAAUUUAAAGCGAUCUUUCUAUAUGAUAAUGUUCUCAAAGGUUUCAAGCUAUUUUUUCAAUACUGUGCUAGACAAUGCCAAGUGUUCCAACUUCCACCACUAGAUUCUUCAGGACUCCUGGCCCGUUUAUUGUUAAUUCAAGAGAUAGAACUUUCCAGAGAUAUACUGAAGCUGAAUUGGAAAUAGGACCAAUUGCCAGUACACCAUCAGCCAACAUUGAUAUAGUAUUUGGAGGCCCGCUAGUUGGGUUUAUUGAUGUGACUGGUUUUGAUGAUGGAUAUGACCCUGAUAUAAGUGAAGGUGAAACAAUUGAAUCAAUCAAGACUCCACUCGUUCCAGUUGAAGGUGAUAACGUUAAAGAUGGUACUUUAUAUGCGGUCAACUUAGAUAAUUACUACAAGGAGUAUUGUGCUUAUUCUGGUGAUGAAGAUACUGAUGAGGAAGAUGAGGAAGUUUGCACUGAGGUUAGAAUGCUGCUGAAGGAACCAAUUGAUGAGGCUUCACAACGUCAAAUGCUCGAACACCGUGCCACAAGCAGUGAAGAAGAGAACUUGGUGCGCAAUUCCUCGGAUGACAGAUUUGAUAUGGAGGAAGAAAGAAGAACCACCUCGAAAAGCUCAGAAAUGUCCCGUUUCGUUGAAUAA
Molecule: messenger RNA, 892 nt
Organism: Hansenula anomala
Lineage: Eukaryota; Fungi; Ascomycota; Saccharomycetes; Phaffomycetales; Wickerhamomycetaceae
Exons: 1
Coding region: 323-892 (189 amino acids)
Source: RefSeq, a predicted model, not a curated record